Molecule: messenger RNA, 2178 nt
Organism: Nicotiana tabacum (common tobacco)
Lineage: Eukaryota; Viridiplantae; Streptophyta; Magnoliopsida; Solanales; Solanaceae
Source: RefSeq, a predicted model, not a curated record
UUUAUUACCAAAUAAAAAACCUCAUUACUUAUCUGUUUUACAUGAGGUCUCAAGUCCAAAUUUCAUCAGAAGCAAAAACACUAAAUGAUUUAUUUUCAUCUAUUCAAGCUUUAAAGGAUAGAGUUACUCGAUAUAUGUGUUGGUCGAAGGUACCAAGGUAUCCCAUAGAUUUAGUUGGAGUACGUGCAACGAUUAUAAAAAAAGUUUCAAUUAUUUUACUAUAGAGAAAAUGGACUAACCAACCUAAGUUACUUGAGAGCCAGACAGCCAACUUUGACCCAAAAAGAAAAGAAUUUUUGGGAGCACCUGGUAUGUUUUAUAUUGCACAAUUAGUAAUAGUAGCAUCUUCUUUUAAUCAGGUAGAGCUGCAAAAUUCUUACGCAGCAUGGAUUACUAUAUACUUUAUGUGUUGGGAUCAAUUUUUACCUGCAGUUUGCUUUUUGUUCUACCAAAAAUACACAGCAAAAAACUUCCACCAGGGCCAACACCAUGGCCAAUCAUAGGAAACCUUCACUUAUUAGGUGCAAAACCUCAUAAAUCACUAGCCAAUCUUGCAAAAAUCUAUGGUCCAAUCAUGAGUUUAAAACUUGGCCAAAUAACUACAAUUGUCAUUUCUUCAUCAGCCAUGGCAAAACAAGUCCUUCAGAAACAAGACUUAGCCUUUUCAACUAGAUUUAUUCCUGAUGCACUUCAAGCACACAAUCAUUACAAAUUCUCUGUGCCAUGGCUUCCUGUCUGUACUCAAUGGCGAACGCUUCGGCGAAUCUUGAAUACCAAUAUCCUAUCUUACAAUAGGCUUGAUGCAAAUCAACAUUUAAGAUCUCAAAAGGUGAAAGAAUUGCUUGCUUAUUGUGCAAAAUGUUGUCAACAAGGUGAAGCUGUGGAUGUAGGUCAAGUUGCUUUCAAGACUUCUCUCAAUUUGUUAUCAAACACCCUUUUCUCUAAGGACUUGGCUGACCCCUUUUCGGAUUCAAAGGUAGAGCUCAAGGAGGUGAUUUGGAGCAUCACGACUGAGGUUGGGAAGCCUAACCUAGUUGAUUUUUUCCCCAUAUUUGAAAAGAUUGAUCCUCAAGGGAUAAGGCGUCGCACAACUAUUUGUUUUGGUAAGUUGUUUAAGCUUUUUGAUGAGUUGAUCAACGAGCGAUUGAAGGAAAAGAGAAGAAAUCGCGGUGAAAAGAGUGAUGUUUUGGAAGCGCUCCUCGACAUCAGUGCAAAAAAUCCUGAAGAGAUUGGUCAGAAUCACAUCAAGUCCAUGUUCCUGGACCUAUUUGGUGCGGGGACUGAUACAACAACAAGCACAUUGGAAUGGGCAAUGGCAGAAAUGCUUAGACAACCUGAGAUUAUGAGAAAAGCACAAGUUGAGCUUGGAGAAGUCAUUGGAAAAGGAAAAAUAGUAGAAGAAGCUGAUGUUUCCCAACUUCCUUACUUGCAAUGCAUUAUCAAGGAAACCUUAAGAAUGCACCCACCAUUUCCGUUACUUGUCCCGCGAAAAGUGGAGCAAGACGUUGAACUGUGUGACUAUAUUAUCCCGAAGGGCUCACAGGUACUAGUAAACGCGUGGGCCAUUGGUCGAGAUUCUACUUUUUGGAAGGACCCUUUAGUGUUUAGACCCGAGAGGUUUUGGAACUUGGAUUUGGACAUGCGAGGGAAAGAUUUUGAAUUGAUUCCAUUUGGUGCUGGUCGAAGAAUAUGCCCUGGCUUACCAUUAGCAUUAAGAAUGGUUCAAGUAAUGUUGGGUUCACUCUUGAAUUCCUUCAAUUGGAAGCUUGAAGUUGGCAUCGAGGCACAAGAAUUAAACAUGGAGGAGAAAUUUGGUAUAACCUUAGCCAAAGCCCAUCCUUUGCGAGCUAUCCCAUCCUUAGUGCCUGAUUUGAAGGGUCAUUAACAUAAUAGUCAUAACGAAGGUGGGAAAAUAAAGUAGUAGCAUCGUAAUCACAUUACACCCUUGUGGUCCGGUCUUUUCUCGGACCCCGAGCAUAACGGGAGCUUAGUGCACCGAGUUGUCUUUUUAUCAGCCGCAAUAUUGGCUUUUUUGAAGAUGUGUUGCACACAUGUAGCCCUCCUAAAUCAUUAAGCAAUGACCUGCAUUUAGCAAGGAUAAAUAAAUAGCAUUUCUUUUUUAUUAAUAUGUAUAUCAUUGGAUCACCGAUAAUAAUCCUUUUUUGGAAUUUGAUAUUU